GAAACAGGUUGUUUACAAAAAAUGAUGGCGUCUGAAGAUUCUGAUAGUGAAAUUUCUACACCUUCAUCUUACACUUUUGUAAGGGUAUUGGGUAGUGGUGCAUUUGGAGAAGCUGUUCUUUACCAGAAAACAGAAGAUAGCAGUCUGGUUGUGUGGAAAGAAGUCAAUCUUGCUAGACUUAAUGAGAAACAAAGGCGUGACUCACAAAAUGAAAUUGACAUUCUUUCAUUACUUAAUCAUGCAAACAUAGUUAGCUACUACAAUCACUUUGUUGAUGAAGAUAUGUUAUUUAUUGAAAUGGAGUAUGCCAAUGGUGGAACAUUAUACGAUAAGAUAAUUUCAAGUUCAAAGUUAUGGCCAGAACAAGACAUCCUCUGGUACUUGUAUCAAAUGUCUUCAGCACUAGCUUACAUUCACCAGUAUGGAAUCAUUCACAGAGAUAUCAAGACGCUAAAUAUAUUUCUAACAAAAGUUGGCUUAGUUAAAUUAGGCGAUUUUGGUAUAUCAAGAUUUUUAGAACCAACCAAUCAAAUGGCUGAUACAGUGGUUGGAACACCAUAUUAUAUGUCACCAGAGCUAAUGCAGGGAGAAAGAUACAAUAACAAAAGUGACAUUUGGGCACUUGGAUGUGUUUUAUAUGAAAUGUUGACUCUCUCUAGAACCUUCCAAGCUUCAAAUCCAUUGAAGCUUGCCAAAGAAGUUGUGAAGGGAGAAAUUUUGGCUGUGUCAAAGACUUACUCAGAUGAUAUACGAUCAUUGGUUGAUAGCAUGCUGAACAAAAAUCCAGAAGACAGACCCAGUGCUGAUGAUAUUUUAGCACUUCCAUUGAUGGUCAGACAUCUUGCUAGCAUGGAGCAAAAAGUGUAUGAGCUGAACUCCAGUUCAAGACGUGCUCGACUUUCAGCAGCUUACACAUCUGUUGUAUCUGUUGUCACUUCAAAAAUGUGCGAGAUGUACCAGUGGGGCGGCGGAAAGAUAACUCCCCAAAAAUUAGAAGUCUUUACAAAGGAAAAAAGUCCUAUGCAAGUAGCAUCAGGGCACAGCCACUUUGCAGCUAUAACUUUUGAGAAGGAACUUUACACUUGGGCAAAUUUACAAGGUGGUGUUGCAAUGGUGGGUCAAUUAGGUCAUGGUGACUUAGCUUCUUAUAAAGCUCCUCACAGGGUGGAUGCUCUACUUGGAGUCCAAGUCCAGCAAGUUGCUUGUGGUGAAGACUUCACUCUGUGUGUCACUGAUGAUGGUGGCUUGUAUGCCUUUGGCUCAGACUACUAUGGCUGUUUAGGCUUAGGAGGAGAUGAGGAAGAAGUCUUAGCGCCAGUGCUACUUGACUAUUUCUCUGACCAUCCAAUGCAGGAAGUGGCAUGUGGAGAUGCCCAUGUCUUGGCUUUGACCCGGUAUGGUGAUGUCUACACAUGGGGAUCUGGAGAAUUUGGUAAAUUAGGUCUGGGAUCUGAAGAUGACUUUAAGACACCACAGAAAGUUGAGAUUCCCGCCAAGCAAAAAGUGAAACAUGUAUGUGCUGGAGGCGACAGUUCAUUUCUAAUUUGUUUCAGUGGCAGACUUUUAGCUUGUGGAAGCAACCAGUAUAAUAAGUUGGGAUUCAAUUCUGAAACUUCAGGUCUUCGUAAGAGAAAAACAAAAACAUUUGACAUUCCUUUCAAACACACCUUUAGCACAGUCAAGUCAUUGAAUCGUUAUAAUGUGACUUUAGUUGCAGCUGGGAAAACUCAUUCUGGUAUUGUAGAUAGUUUUGGUUAUCUCUAUAUGUUUGGCUCUAACAAAUUUGGUCAACUUGGCUUAGGAGACUUUAAGCCUCGCACUGGUGUCAGUAGAGUGGGUGGUGUUCUAGCUGGUCAGAAAGUUGAGCAACUUGCUUGUGGGGAUGGAUUUACUGUUGUAGCAACCAAUGAGAAUCAUGUUUAUUCAUGGGGCAACGGAGAUAGUGGACGUCUUGGUGGAAUGUUUUCAGAGCAGGGCUCUGGUCCAAAGGCUAUGUGUACUGCUAUUCCACGACCUAUAUUUGGAUCUAUGCAUGUAGUGUCUUGUUUGUCCUGUAGACAUUGGAACACUUUAAUCAUUGCAGAGAAAGUACUGAACCAAAAGACUUUAAAAUCAAGGGUAUCUUCUCCUAAAAUCCUAGGAAACGAUGGAGACAAAGUGCUAUUUCAUGGUGUAGGAGGAUCUAUAAGCUCCAUACCAGAGUGUCAACAACAAGUCUCAAAUCAGAAGUUCUCUGAUGAUUCAUCCUCUGACUUUGUGCUACCAGAUGAUAUUGCUGGCUAUGACAGUCACACAGAUGAUUCAGCUGAUGUUUUUUCCCCUCCAGUAUCUCAUCCCAAUUCAGCUAGUCCCAGUAUGGAGAGCAGUAUGCCGACAUGGCUAGCUGAGGAACUCAACAAUGCUGAAUACAUUCCCAUUCCAUCUUCAUUCAAUCAAGUCUCCAUGUGUGAUAAGGCAAUAACACCACUGGCAUUAGAAAAUUGUCCACUGCCAGCAAUGACUGAAAUAGUAGAUAAGAUCAAGGACAGAUCUCCUGACUUGAAACUUCACAUACCAACAGCUAAUGAUGAAACUAUUUUAGAGUUAAAAGCAAAAAUAGAACAAUUGGAAAAAGAGAAUACAGAGUUGAAACAAUUAGUUGCAAAGCAAGCUGAUAUUAUCACCCAACUUCGCCUGCAAAAUUCUUAGUUUGUAAAUUGAAAUAGAAUAGAUCAAUUGAAUUUUUUUUAAGAGCAAUUAGUUCAUGUCAAAAGAAUAAGAAUGUACUUGAUGCUUGUGUUAAUUGAGAUUGGACACAUUCUAGAUCAAUUAGACUGUUCUACUUAUUUUCUAUUAUGAGAAAUAAAUUGAUUUGUUUUUGUAUAUGUAUACAUUUUAUAUUUGUAUAUUUGUAUUAUAUAUUUUUUGUAUAUAUAUACAUUUUAUUUUACCUAUAUAAACUGCAAGAUAUUUGUCACAAAGUAGGCAUAGUGCCAACGGCCUAACCUUGAUUACCACUGACAUAAUUGCAACCAGAAUGUCCUUCACUAAUGUAUUCUAGCACUAGAAAAAAAAUAGCUUGUUUUGUCACAUCCCAGAAUACACCAGACUUGUAAAAUGAUAUAUUAGGAAAUGCAAGCAUGGUGUGAGAUUCUUUCCAUUGCAAACAUGGUGUGAGAUUCUUUCUAUUGCUCCUGUUCAUUGAAUUAAUGACUAUUUUACAUGAAGAAAUCUAUUUCAUACACAUUCAAUCUUGUGAUUCACACUUUUAAUUAUUCUUAUUGGAUUCAUUUAAUUAAUAAUAAUUUCAAUUAGAUUUGUUUUCUGUGCUUUACUUAUAGUGGUGUGAUUUGGGUUCAUGUAAGACAGAAUCUGCUCAAUCAUCACAUUAUGAAGGGUAUGCACACUUUUCCUCAUUAAGAGUUCCAUAUUUUUUUUAUAGCCCCAAGAAAUUUAAGCAGGAUGUUGUCAAUGUAAGCAUAUGUACCCUUCAGUGGCUCUUGUUCUAUGAUCUUGUCGAUUUCCCAUUGAAAACAGGCUACCACAUUAGUUACUCCAAAGGGUAUCCUAAAGAAUUGGUAUAAUUUUCCUCCAGCUUCAAAGGUAGUAUAAGGGCGAUCAGUCUUCCUUAGAGGGAUCUGAUGGUAUGCAUUGCAAAGAUCAAGGGUACUACAUAUUUCGUAUUUAGCUAUUUGAGAGACCAUAUCAUCAAUUUGGGGUAAAAGAUAUGCAUCCCGAAGUGUGAACCGAUUAACAGUUUGGCUGUAGUCCACUACCAUUCUUUGUUUGUGUCGUUCGUUAGUUGUUACUAAUAUAUGAGCCCGCACCAUGGAGAUGACGAGGGCUCAAUGAUGCCAUCUUUCAAGAGUCUGUCAAUCUCUGAAUUGAGGAAUAAAAUGUCAUUUGCAGAAUAACGUCUGGAUUUUGUAGCGAUAGGUCGACACUCUUUAAGCAUAUUUUGGAAAAGAGGAGCGGGUUUGACAUUAGCAGCUGUCACGCCAUUUAAGACCAUUGUUGGUUUAGGCCCCUGAAAAGUGAUAUGUACACUCUCAUGUUGUUCAAGGAAGUCAUAGCCUAAUAUCACAUCCGCACAGAUGUUGUCAAGUAUGUGUAGCUUGAAGUCUUUAUAAGUGGAGCCUUUACUCUUAAUGUCAGCAUUAACAUGGCCACAAGUAUAACAUGUUAGGUUCAUUUUGGACAUAGAUAUAAGUUUUGAUGAGUGAAAAGUUCUAAAUCUAUACUUUCCAACAGCCAAAGCAGAAAUGUAACUGUCCAAAUUACCUGUAUUGAUGUAUCAAGUGUAAUGUUGUUAACUUGUAUUUUCAUUACAGCACUAGACAGAGAAAAUGAAGAGGCGGCUGUUAUUGUAUACGCUGCUGAAUCAGAUUUAGGUCUGUAAACUGUAGAAACUUUUGAUUUGCAUCCCUUUUGUAAUUUCCCUUUUACCGCAUUUAUUACAGAUAGUCUCUUUUGCUGGGCAUUUGUUACGAGAGUGGAUAACACCUCCACAUAUUAGCACUUCCCUUGAGCUGAAGCUAUGCUAACAGGUGCUAAUCAAUCUUGUCCUCUACAGCAGAGCAGUGCAGCAUUUCCGAUGUAGUGGAUUGUUGUGCUUGUGCUGUUUGAAAGGUAUUGGCUUGUUGCGAGUUAUAUGCUACAGAAUGUUUCUGUGCCAUCUCCAGAGAUGUAGCUACCUGCAAUGACUUUGCGAGGUCCAGAGAUAAGUACUCUAAAAGUCUCUGCCUAAUCUCUGGUGAUGACAUGCCACUAAUAAAUGCAUCUCUGACAGCCUCAUUCUGGUUUUCAAGGGCAGAAACUGCCAUGAAAUGGUAGCCUUUAGCCAGUAAUUUUAAUCUCUGAAUAUACUUGUCAACACUCUGUCCCGUUUCCUGUUUACAACUGGAUAGGCGAUAGCGAGCAUAGAUCUCAUUAGUUUCUUUAACAUCGAGUCCUUUUAGUGUAGUUACAGCAGUUUCAAAAUCAGUACAGUCAGAUAUCAGUUCAUACACACCAUGUGAGAUAAAGUUACAUAGUUGAUCGAACUUCUCACCUUCUGGCACAGCUAGUUUUAAUGCAAAAUUUUCAAAUGUGUGAAGCCAGUGCUUCCAGAUCCUUUGAGCGUCCAUAUCAUUAGGAUUCACUACCAAUUGUUCUGGUUUUUAGAAAUCGAUUCAUACUUGAAGCACCAUUUAUCCACAAGAUUCUUGUACAAUCAAUUGUAGUAACCUUAUAAAACACUACAUGAAAAAAAAAACUUUGCCUUAGGCUUUAUUGUACAAGAAAGACCAAAUGAUUCACAAUAACACAGUCCACACACACACACACUAGCUGACCUGGACACCACGACAUUUGGACACACCAGAUUAGUUCACUACACACAAAAAAAAUAAAUACACAUCAAGUGGAAAUAUACCCAAUGUAACAACACAAUGCAGCUUGAGUUAAACAGUCUUCAAUUAAAUAUUGUGUGCAAUAUCCUAUAUUUUAUCUCCUUCUCAUACUAUGCAAUCAAACGAUAGAAAGUCACUAGUUUGUUUUGGUAUAUACAGGAAAAAGAUUACUUAUGAAACAAAUGGUGCCUUUUUUUUUAAUGAGUUUGUCUUAUAAUAUCUAUUCUUUCAAAUAGUGUCAUUUAAAAAGUAGAUCCAUUUUUGUGUAAAUAAAACUUCUACUAAAAAAAGAUAAAAUAAGAUUGAAAAGGUUAUUUGUGGAUAGUACUAAUUGAAUGUAUCCAAUGUAUAUGUAUGCUAAAAUAUUUUAAUUCUUUUUUUAUUUCUUGAAUAUAGUAACUAAAAUAAUAAUAUUAAAUGAAAGCUUUAUAAAUGUCUAUGUAGACAGAUCACAAAUUGUUAAAAUAAAUAUUUAAGACUUUAAUAUUUGGAACAAUGCAUAUUUUUAUCUGUUAUUAUAUUCAUUUUCUUUUAGCAGGAACACCCAUAACAUGUUUGACAAAAAAUUAAGUUCAUAUAUUUUAUUAUAAAAUCUUUGCACAUUACUCUGAAAUGCAGUACAAACAAAUACUGUAGACUUUUAGUCAAUUAAGAUAACAAAUAUUCAUUUUCUUGUACUUUCAUAUAAAUAAAAAGAGAACUAAAACACAUUUAAAUUUAAUCGAGAAAACUUUAUGUUCCUUUUUAAGAUAAAAUUGUAAAAGAAAAUCAAAGCCAGAACCAAAAAAAAUUAUAAAAAAUAAAAGUCUUGCACCAUAUUUAAAGAGCACUCUCAAUGUAAUUGUUUGUCUAGAUUUAGGAAAAUAAUUUUAUUAAAAUAAGAAUUGUUAAUAUUUAGCCAUGAAAACUUUGUGGCUAAAAAUGUCUAAGUAAUAUAUAUAUAUAUAGUGAUCACAGAUUCAAUAUUAACAUUAGAAAGUAUCACAUCAACAUCCUUUUAAACCACUUUAAAAAAACAAAAACAUUUUUAACCAAAUAAUACAGUUGAAGUAAGUUAACAUAUAAAAUCAGGACAGAAUACUCUUGACAAAAUGUCCAUAUUUUGAUAAUAAAUAUAAAUGAGAACACUAUUGCAUUAAUUGUUUCAAUGAAAUAUUUUAAGAGGUAGAAAGUGAAGCAGACUUUCACAUUUUUGUAAUUUUGAUUUUUUAAAAUUUGAUUUGUCAAGAGUUGUUCUAGACUUAGCAAACCACAUUAGUUGAUUAGGUCUGAACUGUUAAAUCAUUUUAAAGGAAACCAAUAAAUCUUAACAAUGAACAUUGGAUACUAAAAGUUUUAAAUGCAAUCAGGGAAACAGUGACUUUAAAUUUUAUUAAUUUAUUUAUGUAUUGUUAUAUAUUUUGUAUAAUCCUGCAAAAAACAAUAUAGAUAUCUGAAAUAUACAAAAAGAAAUAGCAACAAGUCUUUAAAAGUCAAGUAGCAUGGGACUGUCAUAGUUUCAUUGUGUUAACAUUACUGUAGUCAUUUAUCUUUAUUUUUCAAGACAUAUGGUUUAUUAUUUAUUGAACAUGAAUUUCAUAAUUUAACUCUUUCUCUCCUAAUUGAUGAUACCAACGUUGAUUUGACCCCAUUAAGCUAAACUGAUUCUUGGAUUUAUAAACUUUAAUUUGUGUUAUGUAAAAAGAGCUUGCAUAUAAUUCAAUACCAAAUAUAACAUUUUCUGAUAACAAACAAAAAUGUUAUUGAAGUUUAAUCAUAACAGUAUAGUGAAAUACAAAUUAGCAAAAUGAAUAAUACUAUCAGAACUAGGAAAAUAAUUAUGUAGAGAAAGAGUUAAGCUUUUUAGUUUAACGAUAUUGUCCAACAUUUUAAUUUCCACUCCAAUGUACAAGUCAACAAGAACUAUUUGAUAGCCACUUUAUUUUAAUGAUGUUGUUGUGCUCUUCUUUGUUAGCUCUAUUAUAAAAGUAAACUUAAAAUAAAAUUGAAACUCAACUGUAAACACUAUAUUCUCUUUAAUAAAGUCAAAUAAACUUCCUGUACAGAUUUUACAUUGACUUGUUCUGAAAAGUUUCUUAAAGAUUUUGAAUCACUUUUAGCUGACAACUGUGGACAAAAGAAAAGGCAAACUUUUUUUAUUUCAACAAUUUUAAAAUUGAAUAAUAUACUUUUUUGGCAAAUGCAUAGGUCGCUGGAUCAAAAUAAUGUUCUUAUAAAUUGAACUUUUUCAAUUGUUAAAAAAAUAGUUUAUACAUAUUUGCAUAAUUAGAUUUACAAAAAUAUAGCAAUCUUUGGAAGACCAUAAAUAGGUGAAGUAGCUGUUAUUCCUAUGAGUAAAAUGUGUAACACAUUAUUGUCAAUGGUCUCACCAGAAUUACAAUUAGACACAAUGUGUAAGAAAUAAGAUUGUUAGUAACACAAAAUUAACUUUGACUUUUCUGUCCAACUUUUUUUAUCUAAAAAAAAAAGUGUAAACAAUACAUCCAAAAGGCAUAUUUUAAAAAUAAUGAUAGGCUAAACUGGAUUUUAAGUUUUUAGUUUUAUAGAUGUAAACAUGAUAGACUGACAGUACAAAAACAAGAUAAUAGCUUUUCCCAACAAUGACCUUAAAAAGCAAAAAUACUAAAUCAUAAAAUAAAAUGAGACAGUGAUAGACAUAAAGAAGAUCAAACUCUUAUUACUUGUAAAAGUAAAAAUUAUUAUAAAAUAAUUGACUUGUCUGCUUUUGUAAGAUACUACGAAUAAAUUUUUAUUUUAAAACAUUUAAUUUUUAAUACCAUAGCAUUUUAUAGUCAGUAAUGAUCACUAAAGCUUGUAAGAAGAAAGUCUCAAAACCAAUGAAACUUUAUAAAGUUAUAAUAAACCAUUAGUUAGCCAUGACCUGAAACAUUGUAACAAAACCAAGAUGUAUAGACUAUUAAUUAAGAGCAGUGAUUGAAUUUGUUCAACAUCUAUUCAUUCAUUCUAACAAAUAUUGAAGAAAAACCUUAAAUGAAAAAUGCUUGGUAAAAGAAACACCUAAUCCAAAGCAUUGUCAAUCAUUCACCAAAUAGAGGCAAAUUUGAUUUCAUAUAAAUUCUUUUUUUUUAGUCUUUUUUAAAAAAUCUUUCCAAGAAUUAGAAAUAUACAAUUUAGAUUAAGUAUAUACAUUUCAAUACAAAUUUUACCCAAUCCAUAUGAAAACUUACCUAAAUAUCAUCAUUCUAAUGUUUAAAAUAAAAGAUAUACUUUUGAAACAAUUGUUUAUUCUGAAAACAAACUUUAAUACUAUUUUAUGAAGUAAAUUAUUCAUUGAUAUGGAAUGGCGAUAGAAAUAAAUUGUUUUUUCUUAAACCUUACUUUUUUAUUUAUUUUUUUACCUUUAAAAAAUACUUAUCAAUUAUUGUUUAAAAUCUUCUGCCAAGAGAUUAUUUUUUAAACUAUAUUGUUUUUAUUUCAAAUAAUAAAAUUGUUACCUCUUCGUUAAGUUCUUCUAAUAUACUAUUCAAUGAUGCCUUCACUUCAGGAUCAGUAAUAGAUUUCUCAUCAUUGAGCAGAUAUUGUAAUUUUGCCAAUUCGCUGUUUGAAAAUGUUUUAUUCUUAGUUCC
Biomphalaria glabrata is the source of this 8956-nucleotide messenger RNA. RefSeq names its product serine/threonine-protein kinase Nek9-like. Gene Ontology annotation, biological process: protein phosphorylation. The record is from RefSeq and is a predicted model, not a curated record. Bases 22 to 2688 code for a protein of 888 amino acids. NCBI's taxonomy places the organism in Eukaryota, Metazoa, Mollusca, Gastropoda, Planorbidae. The transcript is spliced from 24 exons. Gene Ontology annotation, molecular function: ATP binding; protein kinase activity.